Scleropages formosus (Asian bonytongue) is the source of this 752-nucleotide messenger RNA. RefSeq names its product adhesion G-protein coupled receptor G5-like. The record is from RefSeq and is a predicted model, not a curated record. The coding region runs from base 61 to 399 and encodes 112 amino acids. Gene Ontology annotation, molecular function: G protein-coupled receptor activity. Gene Ontology annotation, cellular component: plasma membrane. The transcript has 3 exons. NCBI's taxonomy places the organism in Eukaryota, Metazoa, Chordata, Actinopteri, Osteoglossiformes, Osteoglossidae. Gene Ontology annotation, biological process: adenylate cyclase-activating G protein-coupled receptor signaling pathway.
UCUCAAGUGCUGUCCUGCAGGUGUUACUUAUCGGAUCCCAUAGUGAAGAUUGUGUCCAGCAUGACACUCUUCAGCCUGGUCUUCCUGUUCAACCUGGCCAUGCUGCUGGUGACCACGCUGCGCAUCACCUCCAUGCAUCUCAACUGCAGACCUGAGGCGAAGGGCAGCAUCCGGAAGGUGGCCUGCAACGUCCUCGCCAUCACUUGUCUGCUGGGUACCACCUGGGGCCUCAUCUUUUUCUCCUUUGGACACCUGCCCACACCUGGCCUCUACCUAUUCUGCAUCCUCAACUUUGUUCAAGGUUUUUUCCUCUUUCUCUGGUUCUGUGCCAUGAAGGUGAAGACCAUCAGAUCCCCCAGCUCUAACCUCACUUUGCACUCCUCAGUGCAGAAGCCAUAGUGGCCCUUCAGCUGUACAGAUCCUGAUCAGCCUCUAUAUGGCAUAUGGAAAAUGGCCCCAUUCCCACUCUCUCUAUCAUCACCCCGGUGUACAGAAUGAGCAUCUGGCUGAAAUGGCAACACCUGACUCAUCAGCCACCUCCCUAAGCAGUAGAGACACAAAUCAAUGUGUCCUAACUGCCUUGUUUUGCCAAAGUGUCCUUCUUUAUCUGAACCCAGUCUGCCAUCCUGAUCCUGUUCUUUAGUUCUCCUGUAUUUUGGAAGAAUAUAUCAAAGCAGCCAAACUCUGUGUUUUUGCACAUUACUCGACCAAGGGUCAAACUGGGCUCAUAGUGUAAAUACACAACAUGAACU